AAUCUCAUACGGCUGCUUGCUACAGCUAGUUGUAACGUACUUUAUCAUAUCAUAUAAAUAUAUUAUGUAAACGAGAGAGAGAGAGAGAGAGAUUUAUUGGUUUCUCAUAAUUAAAGGAUAGUCUCUGUGUGUGUGUGUUUUGGCUUUGUGAAACCAACAAAAAUGGAAGGAAAUAAUGAUAAAGAUGAGUGUAGAGAGGGGUUGCUUUUGAAGGAGUACUACUACCACCCCGACUGCCCAGGCUGCAAGGUUGAGAAAUAUAAAAAUUUGCAGCAAGGUUUCCCUUUUCGAGACCUCUUUCGCAUAUGGGCUAUCGUCAUCGCUAGUGCUUUGCCAAUAUCGUCUCUCUUUCCAUUCCUCUAUUUCAUGAUUAGGGAUUUAAAUGUUGCUAAACGAGAGGAGGAUAUUGGAUACUAUGCUGGUUAUGUUGGAUCUUCGUAUAUGUUGGGCAGAGCAUUGACGUCUGUUUUAUGGGGACAUGUGGCCGAUCGCUAUGGUAGAAAACCAGUCAUAAUAAUAGGAACUUUCACAGUGGUUAUUUUCAACGCUUUGUUUGGACUUAGUGUGAACUUUUGGAUGGCCUUAACUACCCGGUUUUUUCUUGGAUGUUUCAAUGGUUUACUUGGCCCAAUAAAGGCUUAUGCAAGUGAAUUAUUCCGCGAAGAAUACCAAGCUAUAGGAAUCUCAACGGUUAGUACGGCAUGGGGCAUAGGGUUGAUCAUAGGCCCGGCUUUGGGAGGCUUUUUAGCUCAGCCAGCAGACAAAUAUCCAAAUAUUAUUUCACAAAAUUCAUUCCUUGGGAGGUUUCCAUAUUUCUUACCUUGCCUUUGUAUAUCAAUAUUUGCACUUGGAGUAGCUAUUCCUUGUUUUUGGCUUCCGGAAACAUUACACAAUCACAGUGGAAAUAACAGAUCGUCAAGCAGUAACCUGAUUGAAGGGUUGGAAGCAGCACAUUCUUUAAGUUUUGAAACUGAUGAACCACAAAAGAAAGAGAAUUAUAAAGCUGAAGAUCAUCAGAAGCAAACUCAUUCCAAGAAAAGCCUUCUGAAAAAUUGGCCCUUAAUGUCAUCUAUAAUUGUUUAUUCAGUUUUCUCACUUCAUGACAUGGCAUACUCAGAGAUUUUCUCAUUAUGGGCUGUGAGUCCCAAAAAGUUUGGGGGCUUGAGUUACUCAACUCAGAAUGUUGGUGAAGUUCUUGCUUUCUCAGGUUGUGGUCUAAUGGUCUUCCAAAUGCUAUUAUACCCGUACGUGGAAAAUCUAAUUGGCCCAAUAAUGGUCUCUCGUAUUGGAGGGAUCAUAUCAAUACCUCUAUUGGCAUGUUACCCAUUCAUAGCUUUGCUGUCAGGCUUCACCACUUGGAUCUUGAUAAACAUUGCAUCACUGAUAAAGAAUGUCUUAUGUAUUUCCAUUGUCACUGGCAUGUUCAUUCUGCAAAACAGAGCAGUGGAUCAAGAUCAAAGAGGUGCUGCUAAUGGCAUUGCUAUGACUGCAAUGUCUUUAUUUAAAGCUGUUGGUCCAGCUGCUGGUGGUGCAAUAUUCUCUUGGUCAGAAAAGCGUUUGAACGCACCCAUCCUACCAGGUAUGCAGUUGGUUUUCUUCAUCCUCAAUUUGGUUGAGGCUAUCGGAGUGCUAUUGACAUUUAAACCAUUUCUUAUAGCGCCUUCAGUUGCUUAAUUAAAUGUAUUUUUUAUUAAAUUCAUUAUAUGCAAAAUUAGAGGUCAAAUAAAUGAAAUACUCGAUCGAUAUGCCUGAGUUAUGAUUGAAUACUUCUAUUCUUCAUGAUCAUGAAGAUGAUGUAAAUUUAUAUUUAUAUUUAUAUGUAUAGUGGGAGCCAGUGAAAUUAAGUUUGAGACAAAAUGGAUGUUUCAUUGUUAGAAUUCUUUUGUGUUGAAUAGAAAAAUUAAUUGGGAUUUUAGUCCCA
Molecule: messenger RNA, 1921 nt
Organism: Humulus lupulus (European hop)
Lineage: Eukaryota; Viridiplantae; Streptophyta; Magnoliopsida; Rosales; Cannabaceae
Product: protein ZINC INDUCED FACILITATOR-LIKE 1-like
Exons: 17
Coding region: 163-1674 (503 amino acids)
Biological process (GO): regulation of stomatal closure; transmembrane transport
Cellular component (GO): plant-type vacuole membrane; plasma membrane
Molecular function (GO): solute:potassium antiporter activity
Source: RefSeq, a predicted model, not a curated record